Molecule: messenger RNA, 3973 nt
Organism: Notechis scutatus (mainland tiger snake)
Lineage: Eukaryota; Metazoa; Chordata; Lepidosauria; Squamata; Elapidae
Source: RefSeq, a predicted model, not a curated record
GGGACUUCCCAAAAAGCUCGAAAGAAAUGGAUUGAAAAAUAAAAUAAAAUAAAAUUGAUUGCUCAACACUGGGAGGAAAAAAAACUGCUCACUAUUUCCUGGAAAAUUCUCCCCAUGGAUGCAAAUUAGCCAGCCAGAAUACCAGCGGUAUACAGGCAAUCCUCGAUUUAUCACCACAAAGAGCCCCUCAUUUCUGUCUUUAACCGAGAUCUUGGUGAAGUGAGUUUUGCCCCAUUGGAUGAGGUUUUUUUUUGCCACGGUCAUUAAGCAGACCUUGCAGUUCUUAGCAGGUGACGCUUGAGCUGGUUGCCCUCCUCCUCCUCCUCCUCCUUCUCCAAGGAGCUCAGACAACUUCCAUCAUCUCUGGAUGUUGUGAUGGAGAACUACGAGCUGGUGACCUCCCUUGGCUAUCCGGUUCUCAAACCCGAUAUCCUGUCUCGGAUCGAGCGGGUCGGAGAGCCGUGCGUGGGCGACCAGCUGGAUUCCACCCGCGGGAUUCCCACUGAUCCAUGUCCAGGUUACCGUUUCUUCAAACCUGAGAGCCUGUCUUGGAUUGAGCGGUGGGAGGAACUUGGAGUCACCGACCGUCAGAAGUUGGAGGAAGGAAAACUCUGCGCUGGUGCCUGCCAAGCUGCCGGGCGGAGCAAAGCCAUCAAGGAAGAAGAGGGUGGCCAGAAGGGUUUUGUGGCCAGCUUGGAACGCUACCAGCUCUUCCCCGAAAGUUCCCGGGCUGGUCUCUUCCUGGCCCCCAACCCCGGACAGCUGAGACCCCAGCCCCGGGUCAAGAAGGAGGAAGCGGCCUCCUGCGAGCCCAGUCUGGGUGGCCCUGGACGCCCCUCCCAAGGCCUGGGCUCAGGCCCCUUCACGUGCGUGGUGUGCGGCAAGUGUUUCCGGCAGAAGCAAGGGCUGAUCACGCACGGGCGCAUCCACACUGGCGAGAAGCCCUACCCAUGCCUGGAGUGCGGCAAGCGCUUCCGCCAACGCCCCAACCUGCUGACCCACCAGCGGGUCCACACCGGUGAGCGGCCCUUCCCCUGCCUGCGCUGCGGCAAGCGCUUCAGCCAGAAGGCCAACCUGGCGGCUCACCAGCGCACCCACGCCGUGCAGGAGGGGCUGAUUGCCCCCGAGCCCAAAGUGCCGGUGCCGCGUGGCAGCCGCUCAACAGAGAAGCCCUUCCCUUGCAGUGUCUGCGGGAAGAGCUUCAGCCAGCGGCCCAACCUAAUCACCCACCAGCGCAUCCAUACCGGCGAGAAGCCCUUCCCCUGCACUGAGUGUGGGAAGCGCUUCAACCAGCGGGCUAACCUCAUCACCCACCGGCGCAUCCACUCGGGGGAACGGCCUUUCCCCUGCGCCACCUGUGGGCGGCGCUUCAGCCAGAAGGGUAACCUGGCGGCCCACCAGCGCACACACUCACAGCAGCGGCCCCAUGCCUGCUCCUGCUGCCCCAAGCGCUUCAAGGGGGAGUCGGCGCUGCGGGCGCACCAGCGUACCCAUCGGCAGGUGCUGGGGGCCGAUCCGCUGACUAGCACCCUCCUGGCCACACCAGCUUUACAACAAGCCCUUCCUGGGGACCCCACUUCGGCAGCGCAGCAAGCCACACCGGCCCCUCGUCCGGAUCUUCCUGGAGACCCUUCUCCCAGCGUCCAUCGCCCGGCCCCGGCCGCCCAACACGGGGCGCCUCAUGGGCAGAAUCUUCCCGCGGACCCACCUCCCCCUGGCCAACACGCAGCCGGCCCCUCAGGGCACCUCCAAGGGGUGGCCUCCGGCCCGGAGCAAGGCCCAAAGCUGAGUGGCCCGCCCGCCCUCCUGGAUCCCCACGUGGAGAUGCUCCAUUGCCAACGCCGGCUGGGCCUGCCAGUGCUGCCCAGCUCCAGCACCCACUCGGUUGUGCCCUUGGGGCAACCCCCGCCCGUCACCGCCAAGCCCAAGGGUUUGUCGGCAGCCCCUCGGCCCGCCGCCCCCGUGGAAGCCCCGAGCGAGAUGCUUCACUGCCUCUGCCACGCCGGCCGGGCUUCCUUGGUUAUUCCGCACCCACCACAUCUGGGGCAACUUCAGCCCGGCACCCGGGAUGCCCCUGGCCGCGCCUGGCUGGGCCUCCCCUGCCCGACACGUACCCUUCAGCUCCAGCAGGGCGGGCAGGCGCACCCGGCCGCCCCUAAUCCCAGACUAUGUUCGAUUCCCGAUUCUUUGCGGUAACUUCCCGUGCACGGGGCAAGCACCGAUCGGCCGGGGCUGGACUCCCCUUGGAUCUCCUUCCUCCCCCCCUCCAGCAGCGCCCUAUAGGGCUGACCGUGGGGUUUAUGCAUGUAUCCUGGACCAGGAAGCCCCCAUCUGCCCCACCCUCCUGCUCUACGGAAGCACACGGACUCUCUUUGGAUCUAGCCCACCUGUCUCAAGAGCCAAUCCAUCCUUCCAGCAAAGGCACUCUUUCUCCCCCCCCCCCUUCAAAAAAGUGUCAACAUGGCAGCAGGACCAAAACCAUGCCCACACCUCGUCUUACCACCGAGCCCCUCCCGCCAAAUCUCCCUGGAUGCCCCUCAUCUACUCCCAAACAAUGGAAGGAAAGACUAAGAACUUGGCAGCAGUCCAAACAAUGAAGAUGGAAGAGUGCCACCCACCGUUUUGGAAAACUGACUGAGGGCGGAACCCCUCAAUAAACCCUGGUUGGGGGGCAGUUUCUUGUGCCCGGACACAACUUGGCACAUCCCCCGAUGAGGCGCCGCCCCCCGUGGCUUUACAAAGAGGUUCCUGAGACCCCCCCAUUUCCCCUCUCAUGCUUUCCUAAGAAAGGGGAAAAAAAUGAAAGAACUCGUUCUGGAAAUGUACCAUUGGCAUCACGUGGCCGCCAUGACACAAACUGGACAGCCGAACUCUUUGCCAGCCUGGUGAGUGCCAGCUUCAUGCCAAACAACAGGCCAGCCGGCUCCCUGUAGAAGUCCAUCGUGGUGAUGCAGAACUUUUCGGGGAGCGGGAAGGAUUCAGAUUUGAAGACAUUGUGGAGGGGGCCCCUGCCUGGCAUUCAGCUCUUAGAAGUAUAAUCAGUCUCCAGGCCAGAAAAGACACAUUUGUUCCUCUCCCCCUCCCCACAAAGGAGCUCCCCCUCUUCCCAACAGCUGUGACUACAAUGGUCUGACACUUUCAGGGAGCCGACACCAAAGAGGUUGGAUUGCAGUGGGGCUGAAAGAUGGGUGGGGUCCUCACAUAAGGAGAGGGGAGGCCCCAGAACGAACAAGAAGCACUUUAGAACGACCCGAUGGCCUGUCGGCCCCUGGAUUUUCCCUCCUCUCUCGCAUGGGACGGAACCCUUGCACAGGGCUGCUGGAAGGGAGAAAGCCGAAGUUGUGUGUUGUGUUAUGAGGGGUCUGUGCCUUAAGCUGAAAAGCCUUCCCAGAGCGAAGAUGGUUAAAUGUUCCAAGGCGAGCAUGCCAAGGGUCCGGGCUUAGGAUGGGGAGGAAGGAGGAAUGGCGACGGCCUCCCCUCCUCCCGCCAAAGUCUGCCAAGGAUGCAAAGCAGGGGCGGUAGGAGGACUUUGGGCCCCCUCCCCUAUCCCAGCUCCUCUGGGCAUCCGACGCCUGUUCAGCUAGGCUGAUUUUAGGGGCCCAGAGACAACACGGAUUGUAUCUGGGCAACGGGGAAGAGGUAUCGACGGCAGUGGGUGCGUUGAGCAUACAAACAAUGGCGUGCGACAACCAGUUACUUGGGCGCGAAUCCAUGAAGGGACACACACCGUGCAUGGGUUGGAUGCAGGGUUGUGAUGGUGAGGGGUUGUCGGGAAAUUUGAUUGGCACAAGCGGGCUGCCCACAGUCUGCAGCCUGGGUCGAUGGAGGGUGCCUCCCAUCGACAGCUGUGGAGAAAGAAUCCAUCCCUCCAACCGUGAGCAUCCUUCCUCAGGGGCUCUUUCCCGGUGGGCUUUGAGGGGUACAUUCUAACUAAGUCCUGAUCCCGGGAUAAAACCACCCAGAUGUUGGGUGG